ACCUGGUGUGCCACGGACUGUUUUCCCAGUGCUCAUUUGYAGGCUGUGGCCGGUGAAUUAGCGCUGCUCCUGUUGCCGGUGUCCAAUCGCAGAGUGUGGUGCCGCAGGCUGGCGCUGCCCUGCGCUCCCAGCGGGACUGGCACUCGCGGCUGGCUCAGGAGCACCGAGUGCUGCUGAUGSUGGAGCCUAAAAGCUGAGUGGGUUUACAAUGACUAUGUCAGAACACGCGGCAGACUCAGCAGAGAGGUCAUCUACAUCAGACCUCAACGUGGCACUGCGUGAAUGUAUGGCAGCUCUGGACUUAUUUCUUAACAACAAGUUCUCAGAUGCUUUGGCUUCUCUACAAGCAAAAACUAAAGACAGCAUGUAUCAUGCCCUGACUUACGCCACCAUACUGGAGAUGCAAGCUAUGAUGACAUUUGAUCCUCAGGACAUACUGAAUGCAGGGAACACAAUGAAGGAAGCUCAAGCCACCUGUCAAAGAUUUAGGAAGAAAUCGACUGUAGCUAAUUCUAUCAACAACCUUGUGCACAAGCAAAGCCUUGAACACUUCACUGAAGAGGAAAUCCACGCAGAAAUUUGUUAUGCUGAAUGUUUACUUCAGAGAGCAGCACUCACAUUCCUUCAGGAUGAGAAUAUGGUCAGCUUCAUAAAAGGAGGCAUCAAAGUCCGUAACAGUUACCAAACCUACAGGGAGCUGGACAGUCUCAUACAGUCCCCACAUUAUGUCAAAGGAGAGAACCAUCUUCAUUUUGAGGGAGGUGUAAAACUUGGAGUUGGAGCAUUUAACCUGACAUUGUCCAUGUUUCCUGCACGGAUUCUGAGAUUACUGGAGUUUGUUGGAUUUUCUGGAAAUAAGGAGCAUGGUCUGCUGCAGCUGCAAGAAGGAGCAUCAUCAUACAGCUUUAGGUCGGUGCUGUGUACCAUGCUGUUGCUUUGCUAUCAUACUUUCAUGACCUUUGUGUUAGGGACAGGAAAAGGAAAUGUUGAGGAGGCAGAAAGACUACUUAAGCCUUACUUGGCUCGCUAUCCAAAGGGAGCCAUAUUCCUGUUUUUUGCAGGCAGGAUAGAAACACUAAAGGGUAAUAUUGAUGCGGCAGUCAAUAGGUACGAGGAAUGCUGUGAAGCUCAGCAGUACUGGAAGCAGUUUCAUCACAUGUGCUACUGGGAACUGAUGUGGUGCUUCACCUACAAGCGCCAGUGGAAGAUGGCUUUUUUCUAUGCAGACCUGCUGAGCAAAGAAAACACUUGGUCAAAGGCUACUUACAUUUACAUGAAAGCUGCUUAUCUCAGUAUGUUUGGACCAGAAGACUGCAGUCCUUUYGGAGACAGCGAAGUUGAAUUAUUUAGGAUUGUUCCCAGUCUGAAACUGAAAAUUGCAGGGAAAUCUCUGCCCACAGAGAAGUUUGCAAUUCGGAAAGCACGACGGUAUCUUUCUUCAAACCCMGUUCCUUUGCCUGUCCCACCUUUGGAAAUGAUGUAUAUCUGGAAUGGCUAUGCUGUAAUUGGAAAAUGUCCCAACUUAACAGAAGGCAUGUUAGAGACUUUAAAUGAAGCAGAAGAGGCAUUGGCAAGAAGUUCAGCUACAGAACUGCUGGCAGAUGACCGGUGUGUGAUAAAGCUGUUAAAGGGAUUAUGCCUCAAGCAUUUGGGCAAGAUCUCAGAAGCAGAAGACCAUUUUAAUUACAUCUAUUUAAAUGAGAAGAAGAUAAAAUAUGACCAUUAUCUAAUUCCAAAUGCCUUGCUGGAGCUGGCAAUACUGUAUCUAGACCAGGACCGAAGAGAAGAAGCAAUAAAACUUCUGGAAAAAGCAAAACAAAACUACAAGAAUUACUCCAUGGAAACAAGGACACAUUUCAGAAUUCAAGCUGCCAUGCACCAAGCCAAAUCCGCCCCAGAAAAUGGAAUGCACUGUGGAGCCUCGGCAGUGUCGUAACUUUUUCUUCUUUGAUGUUCUGUUUGUUGCAAACUUUGGUGCAGAAAAUUACUGACACUUUAGAAUGAUUUUUCCUUCUCUUUCAAGUCAGUGAAAAACCAAAUAACUUAAAAUUUCAAAGGUGAUGCAUAAAACAUUAAUCUAGUGUAAUAACAUGGCAAAAAAUCUCUCAAACCAACCAUAACCCUGAAAAAUAUUGUUUUUCCAACAGUGGCUUUUUGAAUACUUACAUCUGUGUAAUUCAUUUUUCAAUCGUGUGCCUUUUUCUUGUGUUAGCAACACUAUGCUGUAGCUUGCUUAGUGAAAGGGGAACAUUUGAAAAAAAACAAACAGCAAAACUUUUAGGAUUCCCAGAUUUAAUCUCAGUUAGCUCUAAGUGUUUGUUUGGCUCCAUACUGCUUGCAGCUGAGAAGGAAAGCAUUGCUUUUUCCCAGAACCUGCUUAGUUGGAAUGAUGUGAGAAAAUCUCACAGCAGGGAGGAGCUCUGGAUGCUGGGCAUUUCUAGUUGUGAACAGACAGCUGCUCUUUACCAGCUUCUACCAGUCACUUUUUUGCUUCUGUAAGAAACCUGCUGGUGRAAAGAAUGGUCUCCCUUAUGCAAGUACCUUGACUUUUUCUUUAGUUUGGUUUUCCUGUCGAGUCUGCUGCUGGUAGCAGCUGAAUUAAUUUACAGAGGAUUGCRGGGGGAAAGGUGGUGACGGUGUAAAACUGCAUUGCUGCCUCUUUGACAACGGGAGGUUCUUAGGAAAUGGUUUUUUUGUCAGAAUGAAUACAAUCUGAAGCCUAUGUCAAAUUUAAAGCACAAAUCCUUGAAGGUCAUUUAAGAAACAGCAACACUGCAAUGGCUGCAGAGGGAUCCAGGAGUUAUUGUGACAGUCCAUUCCUUCCUACGGUGACUGUUUUUAGGAUUCCCAGCCUGAGAUGUCCCUGUUGAAAGAGGCUGAUGUUCCCUGUGGGAGGAAGCUGGGGCUGGAGCAGGCUCCCUCAGCACAAAGCACAGCCCUUUAUCUUUUUGCUUUUUAUUGWUUUUUUUUUUKGAGAUUUUCUGUGCAAGGGGCUUUGAGAACAGAGCAAUGAGCUGGGUCUGCUUUCCAAUGCUGCCUGCCUUGGAAUUCCUGCUUUGCUGCAAAACUGGUGAAGUUGGUGUCACCACAGCUUUGACUCGUGCUUGCUGCUCUCCAGGCUAGCUCCAUGCCUCUAUGCCUCUGGGCUUCUGGGGCACACUUCUACCUCCCUUCUGAAAGCUUCUUCCCCAUAACCCAUUCUGAUGGGUGGAGAUGGGAGGUCUUUUGACAGCCCUUUUUCUCCGAUGGAGAUGUUUGUCAGGAAGAUUCAUGUCUAUGUACCUCACAGUGAAUAUCCUUUCUAAAGUGAUUGUUCCCAGCAGAAGAGAAAAUUGACAGUUUAUAGCUCUCUUUUAGCUCCUCAAAGGAAAUGAAAUUGUUUUAUAACUGUAAAUUAAUAUGCAAGGAGACAGAACCAUCAGUUCCUCAACAAGGAGAACUUGCAUUGUCUUAAAAAUAGAUACCCUUUAUAGAAGUCUUCCCAAGUUAAAAUCAUAGAUGAAGACACAUUUUUAAAGUGACUUUCUCAGAUAAAUUCAGUUCAGACAAAUUUCUCGAUUCAGAUAAAAUUCAGUAUAAAGUUACGCUAUUUACAUGCUGCACAUCAAAACUUCAGUGUAAAAAUUCAUUCUUUGUAUAGAAUAAAAGAAGUUUCUUGUUCUAUUUCAUGCAUAUAACGCCUCUUCUUCCAGUUGUGUCCCUUUCAAAUAUUUUGGCAACUGUAGCAYCUUUUAAGCAGCAAGCAAUGCCAUGUGAAAAUUAGCAUAAAUUGUGCUUUGCAGAAAGUGAACAAUCCUUCUGACUGUAGAUUCAUUUCUCAUCUUGGAAAUUUCACCCACAGCUCAGUUUUGCCUGAUCUUAGAUACAUCACACAAAGGAUGUACUGUGUGAUACUCAGCCAGCUUCCCUGAAGCUUUGCAGCAAUGAAAAUCCCAAGAUUUCCCAAGGUUUUCAUAACCUUUCUAAGAUUUUCACAGUCAUCUUUCCUCAAACACCAGCACCAGUGACACUGUGGAUCUGAUCUCCAGCUUCAGCUGAGUGCUUUGUAGUUCRCUGUGAUGUUUCACUCUGACUCCUUGGCGCCCAAGCCAUAGGAAAUAAUCACCUUCCUUAUGCAAUGAGGAUUUAUGKACUGUAACAGCACGAAUCCAUUUGAGGAAAAGAUGAGUGGAAGGUCUGGUACGUUGUCAUUGUGUAAAUUUUUCGAUCUAUUAUAUUUUGAAUUGCCCAGCAUCACUCUGCUCAUCAGUUCCUUCAUUUUGGUGCUCCUCCAUGACAGGGAUCAAAACUCCGUGGGGUCUGGGCUGGAAGGUCGAUGCUGGGCUGGUUUUUCCAUUGCUCCUUGGGAAGCUGCUGCGUGGUGUCUGGAGCAGCUCUCUGUGACAGUAAAUUGCCUCAUCAGUCUGGAGUCCCAGAUGCAGUGAAUCAGGGGAAGCACAAAUGUGUGAGUUCUCAGCCUCAGGGYAUUCACUUAGCAGAAAAUAGCAAAUAUUGUCAUGGAAUUGCAAAUCAGUCAUUGAAGCACUGCCCAGGAUUCAGGAAAUGGAAGUACUGCUGCAAAUGGGUGUAGUCCAUGCCUCAACUGCAGAAGAGCAGUUCCUUCUGCAUCCAAACACUGAAGUGUCUGAGCAUUGCUUGAGGAACCUGCUCUGUACACCAGCUUUAGACAACAACUGCUGCAAUCAACUCUUCCCCAUCCUCAGCAAAACCAGAGAUGUUACCUAAAGGCAAAAUUAUUAACUCAGUAGAAAAGUUUUCUACACUUGGUAGGACUUUUACCAUAAAACCUACAAACUUUAUUUCUUUUUCUACAUACUGUUUUUACCUAGCACCAGUAAGUGGUUUCCUGCCAGCAAGCAAGGAGGGAUAGAAAUGUGUACUCCAUUUCCUGGAUGUCUGCAGCAGGCUGUGGUGCCCCAUGGGAAAAUGCUGUCACCUGCAGGUGGUAGAGGCAGUAAAAGGGGCAUCUCUUUAAUCAYGAGCUCUGAUGUGUGGAAUCCCUGUGUGCAAGGUCUCGGUGACUGAGGGAGGAGCUCCUGCUGAGGUCUGAGGUGCAACCACAUCCACUCCCAGCUCCUGUAAAUAACACAAAACGAGAUACAAACUGUUGGGUGAAGGAUGYUGGGCUGGGCUGAACCUGUCACAGCUGCUCUGGACCAUUAGAAGAGAAUUUGAUGAAGUCAAACACGACACAGAACUACUGUGAUCUGGAAACACCCGCUGAGGAUUGCUCAACUCCACCUGUGGCACAGCAGCUUGCUCUGCUUGCUGCCACACAGCUCUGCUGCAAUCAACAGUGCACACGUGCCAUGAGUGGCUUAAGGACUGUCCCCUUCUGACUGUGCCUGUCUGGCCUCCGGCUGUUUGCAUUUCAAAACUUGGCUUAGGAAAUGGCAUUUUAUGAAAUACAGCAGCRUAGAACAGGAUCACAUCAAACAUUUCCUCCCAUUUCACACUGAUUUUGGCAUCAAAUUCAGUAUCGARUGCUUUAGUAUUUUUAGUUAUUGGUGGCCUGGGUCCAAGACUAAAAGCUCACGGGCUGACAGCUUCUGUGCCUCUGGCCCAACAGGGGCAUCAAGCAMUGCUCCUCGGUGUGAGACAAGGCUUUCCUACAGGUCAGUCCCAGAAUGCAAAAAGCACUCCCAUGAGUUUAAACACAAUGCUCAGCCUCCAGCUCCACCUGCAAGAUGCAUUUCUUUGCCUUCUCAAGCAUAAAAACACAGCAGCAAAGCAAAUGUAUAUGAAAUGACCAAAACCAACAUAUUCAACGCCGUUCCCCCUCUGGGAGGAAGAGGAGAGGAUAAAGAGGUGAGUCAUGUUGUUUACUGCUCUACAGGAAAAUGGUUAAUGGUUGGCAAUGUCUCUGACGAAUGAGAUUGGGAAACCUGAACAGACUAGAAAUGAACUUGCUUCUUUUCUCAUUACGUUCUGCAAAUACAUUUUGGUGGCAGAUUAUGUGCAAAGCGUGUACCAGCAAGUGUUUUAAUUGAAUGAUUUGUCAUCAUAGAAUAUUUUUUACAGAUGCUAUCUAGGUUUGCUUCAGGUGUUUUAAAAAAAAAAUACAAGUGUUUUCUUUUAAAAACAUGCUCAGUCAAUCCCUGUCUCAAAGAUUUAUGAAGAGCAACAGAGCUAUUAAAUACCUGCAUUGCACUGURGUAGAGUUCUGCAUAGUAUUUGCUUAAAUUCAGCCACGUUGCUGUAGGACUGGGCUGUGCUCCAUUAUUUUCUGUGGUUUUUUAAAAUCUCAGGACUUUUCAUCACUGGCUAAGCAUAAGCAAAAUGUUUAUUUAGAAUUAUGCAUUGCAGUGAAGUUUACUUGCUUUCCUUGACUGUUUCACAGAAAGAAUGCGAAACAGAGCAGUCAUAACCCCCUGCAUGCUCCUUUUUAAAAAAAAAGCCCAAAAAAAGUUCAUCUCGUGCUWACAAGGUAUAGUGACAGCAGUUUUGUGUCUGUGGCCUGAAGGYAAUGGAGUGAUGUGGUGAGAAAGGGUUAGUUAUGUAUACUCACACACAGUGGUGGCAGGUUCUGGAACCAAAGCUUUUUGAAAAGUUAUCAGAUCUGUUUGGACUAUUCAUUAAAUUCAGCACUUUAAAA
Malurus melanocephalus (red-backed fairy wren) is the source of this 6595-nucleotide messenger RNA. It is a transcript of the gene TTC39A, whose product is annotated as tetratricopeptide repeat domain 39A. Gene Ontology annotation, molecular function: protein binding. The record is from RefSeq and is a predicted model, not a curated record. The transcript has 18 exons. NCBI's taxonomy places the organism in Eukaryota, Metazoa, Chordata, Aves, Passeriformes, Maluridae. Bases 209 to 1936 code for a protein of 575 amino acids.